AUGGACCGGCUCAAGCCCAAGCGAGCAGUACGCCGUGCCCAAGUAACGAGGAUAGUCAACGAGGUCAUCGACCUUCGACAGAAUCUCAGCGUAAAUAGGACCAAGUUGAAUGGACUUCUGGCUCGAUUGGAAGUGGCCGAUCGGGAACUCCGAAAUGCGAAUGAGGAGAUUGAAGUCUACGUCAAGGAGGACGAACUCGCAACGGAAUCCGAAACCAUGUUUAGUUAUGAGGAACAGGCGGCCAAUGCCAUGGCCGAGGUGCAAACACGUCUAGCCGACCUUCACUACGUGGAACAGCAGGCAACUUCGGGGACCUCAGAGGCCCUUUUCCCUGCCACGCCACGAGCCAGCGAACAAGCUCCGGCAGGCGUCAAGCUCCCAAAGCUGCAACUGAUGACUUACGGGGGCGAGCUCACCCAAUGGCAGAUGUUUUGGGAGCAAUUUCGCACUGCGGUGCAUGACGACCGGCGACUCAACAAGACUGAGAAGGUUCAGUAUUUGACCAUUUUGCUGAAAGGCCGAGCUGCAGCCGCCAUCCCUGGGUUGCAGGUAACUGCUAGCAACUAUGAUGACGCCAUCGAGAUACUAGUAGAGCGUUUUGGAGAUACGUACCAGAUUGAGCGAGAGUAUCUGGCCAAGCUACGAACUUUGCCAGGGGUAAAGUCCCGAAGAGACCCGUCAGGGCUCCGACGUCUGUACGACAACGUCCAAGCCAAUGUUCGGGGGGCCUGA
Messenger RNA from Ornithodoros turicata, 732 nucleotides. RefSeq lists its product as uncharacterized. Bases 1 to 732 code for a protein of 243 amino acids. The record is from RefSeq and is a predicted model, not a curated record. The transcript has a single exon. Lineage: Eukaryota; Metazoa; Arthropoda; Arachnida; Ixodida; Argasidae.